AUGGUCGCCGCAAAGAAGCACGUCCCGAUCGUGAAGAAGCGCACGGCGCGCUUCAACCGCCACCAAUCUGACCGCUUCAAGUGCGUCGACCCUAGCUGGAGAAAGCCAAAGGGUAUCGACAACUGCGUCCGGAGGCGCUUCAGCGGUCAGGCUGCUAUGCCAAAGGUGCGUUCGACACCCGCAAACCGAGAAAGAGAGGGAAUGAAUUCGAGACACGAGGACAUAAGGACUAGAAUAUGAAAGACGGUGGACCUCGGAGCAGCAGUGCUGACGGAGAGAUUUAAUACAGAUCGGCUACGGUAGCAACAAGAAGACCCGCCACAUGAUGCCCUCCGGCCACAAGGCUUUCCUCGUCAACAACGUCCGCGACUUGGACCUUCUCCUCAUGCACAACAAGACCUACGCCGCAGAGUGAGUGGACGGAACAUCUUGCAUACGGAGAGAGAUACAUACUGAUCGGAACGCUGCAGGAUCGCUCACGCCGUCUCCUCGAGAAAGCGAAUAGAAAUUGUUGCACGUGCCAAGCAGCUCGGCGUCAAGGUGACGAACGGCAAGGCCAAGCUCUCGACCGAGUCGUAG
Messenger RNA from Lecanosticta acicola, 579 nucleotides. NCBI's taxonomy places the organism in Eukaryota, Fungi, Ascomycota, Dothideomycetes, Mycosphaerellales, Mycosphaerellaceae. The record is from the annotation of a GenBank genome assembly.